CCGCGCGGUCUCGCGAGAGUUGGGAGUAAACAGCCCCGAAUGGAGAGCCGAGGCGUGUUCGCGACGGAGCCUGGGUUAGCCCGGGUCUCUCGUACCCGAGCCUGAGGCAGCCGCAGAUUGGCUUACAGGCUGACUGAUCACCCCUGUGGACUUGGUUCUGUGGAGCAGAUGGAACGUAGGACUCAGUAGUCUCGGCCAGAGUGAGCGAAGCCUGAUACCCAAAAUGGAGAAGAAGCGAAGAAAGAAAUGAAAGCCUCUUUCAGGCCAAACAGCAGACGGCCAUGAAAUUUAACUUUUAUUUACGUUGGACAAGACUGUAAGAUGGCUGACCAGUAAUGUUUCAGCUUUUUGCUGAAACAAAAAUUAACUGAUAAUCAAGGAAGCAACAAGUGCGAUUUGAAUUUAUGUGAUUUUAUGACCAUAUUCACUUUUGACCAUGAAGCUUGUCAACAUCUGGCUGCCUCUGCUAGUGGUUUUGCUCUGUGGGAAGAGACAUCUGGGUGACAGACUGGAAAGGAAGUCUUUUGAAAAGGUCCCGUGCCCUGGCUGUUCCCACCUGACUUUGAAAGUGGAAUUCUCUUCCACAGUUGUGGAAUAUGAAUAUAUCGUGGCUUUCACUGGAUACUUUACAGCCAAAGCUAGAAAUUCAUUCAUUUCAAGUGCCCUGAAGAGCAGUGAUAUAGACAAUUGGAAAAUUAUUCCUCGAAACAAUCCAUCCAGUGACUACCCUAGUGAUUUUGAGGUGAUUCAGAUAAAAGAAAAGCAGAAAGCUGGGCUACUGACGCUUGAAGAUCAUCCAAACAUCAAACGAGUGACCCCCCAAAGGAAAGUUUUACGCUCCCUCAAGUAUGCAGAAUCUGAUCCUAUAGUGCCCUGUAAUGAAACCAGAUGGAGCCAGAAAUGGCAAUCCUCACGUCCCCUUCGAAGAGCCAGCCUCUCCCUGGGCUCUGGAUUCUGGCACGCUACAGGAAGACACUCGAGUCGGCGGUUGCUGAGAGCCAUUCCGCGGCAGGUCGCCCAGACCCUGCAGGCAGAUGCACUGUGGCAGAUGGGCUACACAGGUGCUAACGUGCGAGUUGCUGUGUUCGACACUGGGCUGAGCGAGAAGCAUCCCCAUUUCAAAAACGUGAAGGAGAGAACCAACUGGACCAACGAGAGGACCCUGGAUGAUGGGUUGGGUCACGGCACAUUCGUGGCAGGCGUAAUAGCCAGCAUGAGAGAAUGCCAGGGAUUUGCUCCAGAUGCAGAGCUCCAUAUUUUCAGGGUCUUUACCAAUAAUCAGGUGUCGUAUACGUCUUGGUUUUUGGACGCCUUCAACUACGCCAUCUUAAAGAAGAUUGACGUGUUGAACCUCAGCAUCGGUGGGCCCGACUUCAUGGACCAUCCCUUUGUUGACAAGGUGUGGGAGUUGACAGCAAACAACGUCAUCAUGGUUUCUGCUAUUGGCAACGAUGGGCCUCUUUAUGGCACUCUGAAUAACCCUGCUGAUCAAAUGGAUGUGAUUGGAGUAGGAGGCAUUGACUUUGAAGAUAACAUCGCCCGCUUUUCUUCUAGGGGAAUGACAACCUGGGAGCUGCCAGGAGGUUAUGGCCGUAUGAAACCUGACAUCGUCACCUAUGGUGCUGGAGUGAGGGGUUCCGGUGUGAAAGGAGGGUGCCGGGCCCUCUCCGGGACCAGCGUCGCUUCUCCGGUGGUGGCGGGUGCUGUCACCUUGCUAGUGAGCACGGUCCAGAAGCGUGAACUGGUGAACCCUGCCAGCAUGAAGCAGGCCCUGAUCGCGUCCGCCCGCAGGCUCCCUGGUGUCAAUAUGUUUGAGCAGGGCCACGGCAAGCUCGACCUCCUGAGGGCCUAUCAGAUCCUCAACAGCUACAAGCCACAGGCAAGUUUGAGUCCCAGCUACAUAGAUCUGACUGAGUGUCCCUACAUGUGGCCCUACUGCUCCCAGCCCAUCUACUAUGGAGGGAUGCCGACAAUUGUUAACGUCACGGUCCUCAAUGGCAUGGGAGUCACAGGAAGAAUUGUAGAUAAGCCCGAGUGGCAGCCCUAUUUGCCGCAGAAUGGAGACAACAUUGAAGUGGCUUUCUCCUACUCCUCGGUGUUAUGGCCUUGGUCGGGCUACCUGGCCAUUUCCAUUUCUGUCACCAAGAAAGCAGCUUCAUGGGAAGGCAUUGCCCAGGGGCACGUCAUGCUCACCGUGUCCUCCCCAGCAGAGAUGGAGUCAAAAAAUGGUGCAGAGCAGACUUCGACAGUGAAGCUCCCAAUUAAGGUGAAGAUAAUUCCUACUCCUCCUCGAAGCAAGAGAGUUCUCUGGGAUCAGUACCACAAUCUCCGCUAUCCACCUGGCUAUUUCCCCAGGGACAAUUUACGGAUGAAAAACGACCCUUUAGAUUGGAAUGGUGACCACAUCCACACCAACUUCAGGGACAUGUACCAGCAUCUGAGAAGCAUGGGCUACUUUGUCGAAGUGCUUGGCUCUCCCUUCACGUGUUUUGAUGCUAAUCAAUAUGGAACCCUGCUGAUGGUGGACAGCGAGGAGGAAUUCUUCCCCGAGGAGAUCGCCAAGCUGAGGAGGGACACCGAUGGCGGCCUCUCACUCAUUGUCUUCAGUGACUGGUACAACACGUCCGUUAUGAGAAAAGUAAAGUUUUAUGAUGAAAACACAAGACAGUGGUGGAUGCCGGAUACGGGAGGAGCCAACAUCCCGGCUCUGAAUGAACUUCUGUCUGUUUGGAACAUGGGCUUCAGCGAUGGCCUCUAUGAAGGAGAUUUCACCCUGGCCAACCAUGACAUGUAUUAUGCGUCAGGGUGCAGCAUUGCUAAAUUUCCAGAAGAUGGCAUAGUGAUAACACAGACUUUUAAAGACCAAGGACUGGAGGUCUUAAAGCAGGAAACGGCAGUUGUUGAAAAUGUCCCCAUUUUGGGGCUGUAUCAGAUCCCCGCCGAGGGUGGGGGCCGGAUCGUGCUGUACGGGGACUCUAACUGCUUGGACGACAGUCACCGCCAGAAGGACUGCUUUUGGCUCCUGGAUGCUCUCCUUCAGUACACCUCAUAUGGGGUGACGCCGCCCAGCCUCAGUCACUCUGGAAGUCGGCAGCGGCCCCCCAGCGGAGUGGGCUCUGUCCUUCCAGAGAGGAUGGAAGGGAACCACCUUCACCGGUACUCCAAGGUUCUCGAGGCCCACCUGGGAGAUCCGAAACCCCGGGCCCUGCCCGCCUGUCCACACCUGUCUUGGGCCAAGCCCCAGCCGUUAAACGAGACGGCUCCCAGUAAUCUUUGGAAACAUCAGAAGUUACUGUCCAUCGACCUGGACAAAGUGGCAUUACCCAGCUUUAGAUCAAAUCGCCCCCAAGUAAGGCCCUUGUCUCCUGGAGAAAGUGGUGCCUGGGACAUCCCUGGAGGGAUUAUGCCUGGCCGCUACAACCAGGAGGUGGGCCAGACCAUCCCCGUCUUCGCCUUCCUGGGCGCCAUGGUGGUCCUGGCCUUCUUCGUGGUUCAGAUCAACAAGGCCAAGAGCAGGCCCAAGCGGAGGAAGCCCCGGGUGAAGCGCCCGCAGCUCAUGCAGCAGAGCCACCCCCCAAAGACCCCUUCCGUGUGACCGUCAGGCCCUCCGGGCCUUGGUGCAGGUGAGCUGGUGACAUCUCCACAGGAGGCCACCUGUGCACGAGGGGUCUGGCUUCAGCUGUGGGUUUGUGAGAGCUGUUCCCCGGCGGCCUCCUCUCCCGUGGUCGUGGCAGCGGCUCGCGGGGCCUCUCGAUGACCUUGUGGCCAGGGGCCCGGGCGGGAGAACUCGGCCGUCAGCGCAGGAGACGUCACUCCACGCAGCGAGUGCACCGGAGGCUCGGAGGACAGCCUGGGGUCCUCGGCCCUGAGAGGAAAGAUGUACUUUUUAAACAAACAACACUGACCAAGCUAAAAUACGCUUGUUAAUGGCUAUUUUCUAUAUUUAUUGUUGGGAAAGUCACUUUAAAGACUUCUGCUAUUUGGAAGCAAAGCUAUUUUUUUUGGUCAAUGGAAUGCCGUUUUUUACUCUUACAUGAUGAGGAAUAACACAGAUUCCGUUAUCUCCCUUCUGAUGGAAGGGACUGACUGGGAUUUGAAGGAAACUAGCACAAAUCUGUGAAACAUAAACCUUUGCUUUAUUUUUAUAAGUAUCAAUUGCCAUCAUGUUUUGUAAUUUGGGGUCUUGAUUUCACCAUUGUCGGUGAAGAAAAUUUUCAAUAAAUAUGCAUUACCUACAUGAAGCUGAGAA
Messenger RNA from Choloepus didactylus (southern two-toed sloth), 4249 nucleotides. It is a transcript of the gene MBTPS1, whose product is annotated as membrane bound transcription factor peptidase, site 1. The transcript has 23 exons. Lineage: Eukaryota; Metazoa; Chordata; Mammalia; Pilosa; Megalonychidae. The coding region runs from base 437 to 3595 and encodes 1052 amino acids. Gene Ontology annotation, biological process: proteolysis. Gene Ontology annotation, molecular function: serine-type endopeptidase activity. The record is from RefSeq and is a predicted model, not a curated record. Gene Ontology annotation, cellular component: Golgi apparatus.